AUGGAGGUUUCGCAGUUUUUAGUUCAUUCGAUCCACAACAAACACUCUUCGGGUGGUCUUAUAGCUGUAGACAACAGACGACAUACACAAUUGACCGCUGCUGUGAAAUCCGAAGAAAAACGUAUUCAAUCAGCCGAAUUGGAAUCCAGCUCACUGCGACGUACUCGCAGUCUUCCGGACAAAACUCAUCGCUCCAAAUCCGCCGCACUCCCGCGGGUAUCUCGCAAUUCAAGUGUGAGGACUAAACCACAACCUUCAGCACGUACCCGUCGAGUUAAUAUUGUUACAGACGGCCUAGCGUCAGCUAUGCCAGACUCAAGUGCACUGAGUCAUGAACCGCCUCAGAUGAAUCCUUCAGCGAAGCCUCGUCUUCCUCCUACGGAGUAUACGAAGGGAUCCCGCAAUCGAGCAACCACUCCUCGAAAUUUCAAUUUGGACCAAUAUCCGGAGACAACAAGACGUCACGAGGCGUUUACGGGCGAGGUAGAAUACAACUACAGUCCGGUUACCAGGCGAUCCACUUCAGACCGCAGAGGUAGUCCACAUCACUCCACUCGACAUCAUCGGGACCGCUCACCCAGAGCUCGGGAGAGCCCCGGAGCGGAGGAUGAUACUCAGUUUGUCGAUUCCACACUGACUUCUAUUAGUCACGCACAGUCCGACAGGCAUCGCAUACGAAUGGAACAACGGGAAAAGAUCAAAGAGGAAAUAUUGAAGCGAAGAGUGGAUACGCCGGUAAACACGGAAUCUCGGGUGGUGGAAGAGACAGUUGCCAUAACUCAAGGUCCCGUGAGUCCACGUCCCAAACCACGCAGAAUCAAAGAAAAGCAACAUGUUGUCCCAGACGAGCUGGUCAAAUUCACCGUGCACUGUCCCACGGUUGAGAAAGAACACGCACAAUACACCAAGUCGCACGCAGUCACUCAUGGUACACAUCCCAAAGAACCAGGAUCGCCUUCGCCCGCACGAGAAAAGUCACCAAAGAAGGCCAUGUGUGGAACAUGUGGUCUGGGUCGGAAAAAACCAAAAUCGAUUGGCGAACAUGAACGCAGUGAGGCACCCCCAAUCCGACCCAGAUCUCAAACCCGAAAACUGGAAACUCGUAGUGUGACAGAAUCGGCAAGAGACGAAUCUCCCGGGACAAAAGUGUACAGUCAACUGCCUGACGAUGCCUCGGAGGAGUUCUGUCUCCAAGCUGGACCGAUAACUGACAGCAAAGCGCAUCGGAAAUACGAUACGGCAACAGAAACGAACCGUAAACAAAUUGUCAGUGAGCACAAAACCGGACAGGCCCGAACGCAAAAACAUGAGAAUGACGGUCACAGUACUGUUGUUGAUGACAAGUCAUCACGGGGCUGUUUCUCUGUGGCUGCUAUGAAUUACGUGUCUGCGUUUAACAAUGAACUGUUGAGUAUGCUCAUGAAUGAAUCCUCAAAAGAACAAAAUUAA
Messenger RNA from Echinostoma caproni, 1449 nucleotides. Lineage: Eukaryota; Metazoa; Platyhelminthes; Trematoda; Plagiorchiida; Echinostomatidae. The record is from the annotation of a GenBank genome assembly.